CAAUCAUUAAACCUGUCAUGCGUUUGCUUCAAUGAGGAUACAAAUAUACCGAGAUCCCUAGAAUGUCGCCCGUCUUUACUCCACCCGUAAAAGCUGCCUGUCUAGCAUGUCGCACUUCCAAAACGCGCUGUGAUGGACAGAAUCCUUGCAACAGUUGUUCCAAGAGAGACAGGCAAUGCAUGUAUCAACCAAGUCGGCGAGGCGGGCCCAGAAGAGGCAUUCGAUAUACAAAUGCGUAUAAAUCUUCCAAUGCGAGUAAAGGCUCGGAGCCUUCAUUGAAACCACCAGAUUCACUUCCGCUCCCGGAAUUUUCCUUGGAUGCUAUCUUUGGUUUGAUUUCUCCAUUGAGUGGAAUACGGAAUCUAGAUGUUUCGCCUGAUGGGACUAUGACAUCUGAUCAGACAACAUCACUCUGGAAUAGCGGUUCGAGUGAUAAUCAAAAUAUUCAUGAUAUGAGUCAUUUACAUGGACUGGAAUCUCCAAUCAUCCGAACCUAUGAAAGUGAAGAAGACAUAAUCAACGCUUAUUAUAUCUUCGUCCACCCGUAUCUCCCUCUAUUACCGCCGCCAAUUGCCCCGCAGUAUGAAGAUCGUUCAGUACCUAUUACAAUCACACACCAAGGACCCUUUCAGGCCCAAAAGUCGUUUCUGCCACAUUGGCCUACCUCGCCACUAACUUUCGCACUGUCUGCGAUUCUAGUGCUGAUACCUCCGCCUCAGGGCCUGGGCUGGGCGAAUGAAGCUACGGUGCGAUGGAGGCGAUCAUACGCGGAACUUUACAUGUCAUCUGCGCUGGAAAGUGUAGAAAGAAUCAUUGAUUCUUUAGGACCAGUUUCAGUUGGUAGUUACCCUAGUAUGGAACUUGCGCAGCGGAAUCCGAUCCACUCCUGCGUGCCAGUGACUGUUGAACCGGUUUUGGCUCUUGUCGUUGCAAGCGUAUAUGAAUAUUGUCAGCGCGGCAAUAUAACGAAAAUGCGUACCCGAGCUAACCAUGCAGUAACUUUGGCUAUGGAUCUCGGACUUCAUAAUCUUGAUUCACAGGCUUCGAGGUUUUCUGAUGCUCAAAGACGGGCGUGGUGGGUGACGAUGUUUAUGGUGUAUAUAUCUUCGUGUGUUCAAGUCUCGGCGCCAGUAAUUUCUAUUAAUGACCCUCGUAUAACCACACCGUACCCUCAAUUCGGGUUCUCAUUGGAGCCCUGGCCUCUUAUAUUUAAAGCACAGGAAGCAUUGUUUGCAAGCACCAAAGUUGCUAGUAAAUUGACAUCUGAUCACAAGAGAGAAACGCCCUCACCGACGAUUGGUGAUCAAAUCCGAGAUCUAGACUCUGCAAUAAAGAGUAUGAUCAUCGAAUCAGAUCGUUCCCUGCGUCUGAACUGCCAACAGGGUGCCGACGCAUCUGCAGCUCAGAAUAUGUGGCUGAUUGCCCGUCUUUUUAUUCAUGCCUCUCGUCUGAAACUACAUCGUUUCAGAGCAUUCAUGGACAUUCCCAUAUUCCUAGAAAACCACUGCGAUAUUCCUUCCAUCAAUGUGGACAACCCGGAAUUGAUGCCCUCAACGAGUCGUAUGACCGAACUUGAAGCAGUAUUCCCGUUCACUGAACAAGAAUCUUCAGUAAUUUGUCUGAAAUCCUCUCUCGCCACAGCUCGGAUAUUCCACAAUCUACCGAACCCAGCACUUUGCAAUCUCGCCCCGGAAACCACAAUAGAUAGACAGUCGCCAAAUUCAGUCACCACGCUUUUCCCUCCCCCCAUUCCCUAUUUUGCCUUUCGCGCAUCGGCAGAUUCUGGUCGUCUAUGCACCUGCUACCAUCUGCUCAGCCAGCCUGAACCAGGGACAGAAGUACAGGACGCGGAGAGACUGAUGGAUGAAUUGCGGAAUGGAGUUGAGUCGCUGGUGACAUGUAUGAAGCCCAUCGUCAUUUUCGAAGGCAUGAGCGAUAUGGUUAGAGAGAUUGAAAACGCCUGGCAUGCUGCCUUUUCCGAACUUAGCCAACUAGAGAACCGGAACUUUUGA
This is a messenger RNA of Aspergillus wentii DTO 134E9, 2012 nucleotides long. Its product is annotated as Zn(II)2Cys6 transcription factor. The coding region runs from base 63 to 2012 and encodes 649 amino acids. Gene Ontology annotation, biological process: regulation of DNA-templated transcription. NCBI's taxonomy places the organism in Eukaryota, Fungi, Ascomycota, Eurotiomycetes, Eurotiales, Aspergillaceae. The record is from RefSeq and is a predicted model, not a curated record. Gene Ontology annotation, molecular function: zinc ion binding; DNA-binding transcription factor activity, RNA polymerase II-specific. The transcript has 10 exons.